Olea europaea var. sylvestris is the source of this 363-nucleotide messenger RNA. RefSeq names its product probable E3 ubiquitin ligase SUD1. The coding region runs from base 1 to 363 and encodes 120 amino acids. Lineage: Eukaryota; Viridiplantae; Streptophyta; Magnoliopsida; Lamiales; Oleaceae. Gene Ontology annotation, cellular component: endoplasmic reticulum membrane. The record is from RefSeq and is a predicted model, not a curated record. The transcript is spliced from 2 exons.
AUGGCGAGGGAUUAUGGCUUCUCUAGACUACAAGGUCUUUUGGUGCUGUGCAAGAUUGUUUUCCCAAUCAUUUUGAACCUGCUGACUUUAUUGUGUGUUCCUUGUGUUAGAGGCGUGUUUUAUGUUAUUUGGGUGGUUCCAUGUUGGUUUGCCAACCUCCACAACUCUAUACAUGAUGAUAGGUAUUUGAUUGGUCGUCGACUUCACAAUUAUAGGGAGAACUUAGACGAGAAGCAAAUUGAUUUUUGCUUUGUUCUAGAGGCUCAAAGUUCAAACGUAAGUGAUAUUUGCACGAUUAAGCAAAAUCGGGAAGUUGCAUAUGUGGGGAUGAUGCAGAGACAUCUUGUUCGCUUGGACGCCUAA